AUGCAGUGGAACGAGACGUGCGCCGAGAGCAAAAACGUCGCCAUCGCGCCGACCGUCGGGAGGCUCUCGCGCAUGCUCUCGAACGGGUUCGGCUUCGCGAGCAGCUCGUCGUCCGCCUUCUCCAUCGCCGAGAUCGCCGCCUCGGAGCGCCAGGUACUGCUCGUUGUUCUCGUGCGGCUCGCCGAGCAUCUCGAGGAUCAUGUCCGGGUACACCGCGAGGUGACCGAGCACGAAAAUCGGCGUGUUGCAGUCCACGCCCUCCGGCUUCGUGCCCGCCUUCGCGGGGUCGACACCGUUGAGCAGGCCGUCGGCGAGGCCGACCAUCAUGCGGCAGCCGGGGGCGGUCAUGGAUCCAUACGAAGAGGCGAUCGCAUCCACUCCGUUCUGACGCUCGCGAAGCGGGCCCGGGUACGCCGGACCCUCAGAUUUUUUCUGACGACAUCCGGUCGCCUGCUCGCCCUCGCCUCCGCCCUCGCCGUCGCCCUCGUGCUCGUGGACGUCCUCAUCGGCCUCCCCGUCCCGUGGUGGGCGGCCCUCUCGGGCGCCCUGGCCAUCGCCCUCGCCGCCUCCGCCGCGCUCGCCCUGGGCCGCCCGGGCACCCUCCUGGACGCCGCCCGUGAGGUGGACACCGCCCUGGGGCUCAAAGACCGCCUCUCCAGCGCGCUGGACCUCGCCUCACGCGACGGCACGGACGCAUUCGUCGACCUCGCCACCGUCGAAGGCGAGCACGCCGCGAAGCAGGUGAGGCUCCGCGACGCCAUCGCCAUCCGCCUCGGCAACACCUGGGCCGCGUGGCCCGCGCUCGCCGCCGUCGCCAUCGCGCUGGGACUCUUCGCCCCGCGCUACGACCUCCUCGGCAGCCGCGCCACGCAGGAGGUCGCCUUCGAGCGCGAAUCCGCGCAGGAACGCGCGGCCGAGCAGCUCAACGAGGCCCGCGAAGAACUGGCGCGCGAGCUCGAAGCGGAAGACCCCCAGCUCGCCGAGGACCCCCUCGCGAACGAGGCCCUCCAGACCCUCGACCGCAUCGCGCAGGAACUCGAAGCCGGGAGCGAAGACGCGGACGCCGCACGCGAGAAGGCCUCCGGCGCGCUGAACGAGUCCGCCCGACAGUUCGAGGAACGCGCCGAACGCGCCGAGAUGAAGAAACGCGCGACGGACGAGAUCCUCUCCGAACUCGCGCCGUCGUCCGACAGCGCCCAAGGCGCCGAGGGCGGCGAAGCCGGCGAGACCGAACCCUUCGACCCCGUCGACGCCCUCCGCGAGGACCUCUCGCAGAACGACAUGGAAGAAGCCGCGCGCACGCUCGAGGAGAUCCGCCAGCAGGUCGAGCAGCUCACCCCCGAGGAACGCGAGCAGCUCCGCCGGGACAUGGAAGCGCUCGCGAAGGAGCUCAUGGAGGCCGCGGAGCGCGCCGAGCAGGACGUCGAGGCCGACCGCGAGCAAGAGCGCUCCGAGCUGGGCGACUGGGGCGUGCAGGAAGACGACGCGCAGGACCUCCAAGGCGAGCCGACCGAAGAGGAGAUCCGCCAGAAGCUCGAGGACAUGGGCUUCGACGAGGACGUCGCCCGCCGCUCCGCCAAGCGCAUCGCCGAGCGCGAGAAAGAACGGCGCGCCCGCGAGGAGGCCGCCAAAGAGACGAAGGAACUCGGCGAGGAACUCGAGAACGCCGCGGACGAGAUCACCCGCGACCCGCAGGAACAGCAGCCCCCGUCCGAGCGCGAGGGCGAGGGCGACAAGCCCUCCGAGACGCGCGACCCGGGCCAGAAGAACGACGGCGCGACGCAGGACGAUCCCUCCCCCGAAUCCCAGACCGAGGGCGGCGAGGAACGCGACCCGCAGGGCGAGAACCAAUCCGAGCAGCAGCAAGAGCAGACCGGUCGGGAGCCAGGCGAGAAGCCCGACGGCCAGGAACGCCAGGAGGGCGAGUCCGAAAAGCAGAACACCGAAGGCAAGCAACGCCAGGGCGCCGAGACGCCCGAGGGCACGGAGGGCCAGAAGUCCACGAGCAAGGGCGGCCAGGAACGCGGCGAGGCGUCCGACCAGUCGCAGUCCAACAACCAGGACACCGCCCAGCAGGGCGAGCAGCGCGGUUCAGGCGAGGCGCAGGAGCAGGGCGAGCAGCGCACCGGCGCCCAGGAGGGCGGCGAGCAGAACACCCAGCAGCCGAGCGGCGCCCCGGGAUCACCCGACGGACGCGGCCAGGGCGGCGGCGCCCAGGACGAGACCGGCGGCGGGCAGGGCGGGCUCGAGGAACUCAAGGAACGCCUCGAGAAGAUGAGCGAGUCCGCGAAGGACGCCGACCGCCUCCGGGGCAACGCCGAAAAAAUGCGCGGCCAGGCGAAGAAGAUGCUCGAGGAGAUGACCCCCGAGCAGCGCGAGCGCCUCGCGCGCUGGAUGCAGGAGAUGCAACGCCAGGACAACGGCCCGAUGGAUUUCGACACCGACACCCUCGACGCCCGCCAGAAGGGCGAGAGCGACCGCGUCGCCGGCGAGACCUUCAACCCCAACUGGGAAGCCGACCGCACCGCCGACGGCGCCGUCUCCGAACGCUCCCUCGCCGACCAGCUCCGCGAGGCCGCCCGCGGCAACGAACGCGCCAUCGAAGAACGCAGUGUGCCCGCGAAGUACCGCAACGUGGAGGAAUACUUCCGCCGAGCGAUCGAACGCGCGGAGCAGGAGAAGCAAGCCAAGCCCGCGCCCGCCGCGCCUCCGGAGUAG
Molecule: messenger RNA, 2718 nt
Organism: Symbiodinium necroappetens
Lineage: Eukaryota; Dinophyceae; Suessiales; Symbiodiniaceae
Source: the annotation of a GenBank genome assembly